This is a messenger RNA of Grus americana (Whooping crane), 2742 nucleotides long. RefSeq names its product proline-, glutamic acid- and leucine-rich protein 1-like. Gene Ontology annotation, cellular component: nucleus. NCBI's taxonomy places the organism in Eukaryota, Metazoa, Chordata, Aves, Gruiformes, Gruidae. The record is from RefSeq and is a predicted model, not a curated record. Gene Ontology annotation, biological process: rRNA processing.
AUGGCACCCCAAGGGCACCCCGACAUCGGCUGCACCCCAACAUCGGCCCAGCAGCACCCCAACAUUGGCUGCACCCCAACAUCUGCACCCCAACAUCCCAAUGGCACCCCAACAUCAGCCGCACCCCAACAUCUGCACCCCAACAUCGGCUGCACCCCAACAUCUGCACCCCCACAUCCCAACGGGCACCCCGACACCCCGAUAUCAGCGCUGCACCCCAACACCGCUCGCGCACCCCCCCCCAAGUUGGCGUGCGAGUGCUACGCGCUGCUGCCGGCGUUGGGUCGGGGUUUUUCGCAGGGGCUGCGGCACACGGAGUGUUGGAACCAGGAGGUGCAGGGGCUGCUGGCCACCCUGCACGGGCUGCUCGGGGCGCUCUUCGAGGGCAGCGAGAUCGACCCGCUGCCCUACGAGGGGCCGGGGGUGGAAAUGCUGCUGCCGGCCCCCCAGGACGGCGACACCGGUUUCGUCCUCACCCUUCACAACCGCUUUUCGGGGCUCGCUCGGGUGCUCCAGCUCCUGCUCAGCAAAGAUUUCGUGGCGCCCGUCACCGUCCCCGUCCAAGAUAUUUUAGAUCUCGUCUGUCGCGCUCUCAACGUCACCAGCAAAAACAUCAACUGGUUUGGGGACGGUCCCCUAAAAAUGUUGCUGCUGCCGUCGGUUCAUCUGGACGCGUUGGAUGUCUUGGCGUCGCUCAUCUUGGCAUGUGGGGCGCGCCUGGUGCGCUGGGGCAGCGUCCUGGGCCGCCUCUUCCCCCAGGUGCUGAGCGCCUGGAGCGGCGCCCGAGAGGCCGCGCUGCCGGGGCAGGAGAAACCCUUCAGCGCGGUGCGCACCCGCCUCUACGAGGUGCUGGAGCUGUGGGUGGAGGUGGCGGGUGCCGCUUCGGGGGUGCUGCAGGGUGCCGGGGCCCCCGCCGAGGUGCUGCUCGCCCACCUCCUCAGCGACAUCACCCCCCCGGCCGACGGCAUCAAGCUGAAGGCGGAUCCCAAACCCAGCGCCCCAAAACGACCCAAACUGGGGGACGGGGGGGACGCCCCCACCCUCCACCGGAAAUUGGAGCCGGCGGCCAACAGUGACGUGUGUCGGGCUGCGCUGCGAGCCCUGCGGCGUGCCAUCUUGACGGGGGGGCCGCUGAUCAAGGAGGAGACGCACAGGCGACUCCAGGAGCUGGUGGUGCCGUUGCUGCUUCGACUUCCGCAGACCGAUGUCCCCCCCGGUACCCCGUACGCCAGCCCCCCGUGUCGGGCCGCUCUUUAUCAGCUCCUGUUAGCCCUGGUACUGGCCCCCGCCCCCGCUGGGGCCCCCCCACUUCACUGCGCCCUCCGAGCUUUCGGCCAGGGCCAGCGCGAUCCGGCCCUGCAGGUCUCCUCCGUCUGCACCGAAGCUUUGGUGGUGGCGAACGCCCUGGCCCGACCUUGGGUACCCCCCCUGCACCCCACUUCCAUUCCGGGACCCCCCCCGGAACCUUCAGCCCCCCCAUUUCGUUCUCUCCCCCCUCCUAUUUUUCCUGGGGUACCCCGAAUUUCUUCAUCCAAUCCUUUGGGAACUCCCCGUUUACCUCCGUUAACCGAAGAACCCCCUUUUUCGGGAGAAACUCCCCAAAUCGGGCAAACCCCGGGAAGUGAAGAAGAGGGGGGUCCCGCAGGGGGGGGACGCCCCCGGCGCCCCGUUUUUGUCCACUACGACAAAGAAGAACCGUCGGACGUGGAAAUCUCGUUAGAGAGCGAUUCGGAUGACAGCGUCGUUAUCGUUCCCAAACGAGGGGUACCCCCUUCGCCCCCCCCGGCUUCUAAAAGCGGGGGGCCCCUUCUUCCGCCUCCUCCUUCGCCUCCUCUUGCUCCCCCCGAACCCCCCGAAGAACCGGGGCCCCCCCCAAACUCCUCUUCUUCCUCCUCCUCCUCCCCUCCGCCGCCGCCGCCGCCACCGCUGCCCCCCCCGCCGGCGUUGCCCCCCGUUAUUCCUCCGGUUGCACCCCCGGAAUCUUCGGGGAUCGCCGGAGAGCCCGAUCCAGCCGUGAUUAAUAUCAAUAGUAGCGAGGAAGAGGAAGAAGAGGAAGAGGAAGAAGAGGAGGAAGAGGAGUUCGGGGAGGAAGAGUUCUUUGAGGAAGAGGAGGAAGAAGAGGAGGAGGAGGAAGAGGAAGAGUUCGACGAGGAGGAAGAGCUGUGCGAGGAAGAGUACGAGGAGGAUGAGGAGGAGUACGAGGAGGAUGAAGGUCUCUCCGAGGAGGAAGAGGAGGAGGAAGAGGAAGAGGAAGAGGAAGGGGGUACGGAAGAAGGGCAACCCCUGCCCGAGGAGCCCCCCCAGCCCCCGGGGGACACGGGUGCCCUGGUGAUGGAGGUGGAGGAAGGUCACCCGCCCCCCCCGCCCGAGGAGGAAGAGGAAGAGGAAGAGGAAGAAGAGGGGACCAAAGCCCCCCAGGAAGUGGGGGGGGAGGAGGAGGAAGAAGAGGAGCCCCCCGCCCUCCCCCCGCCCCCCCUCCUGGAACCCCCCGAGGUGCCUCCCCCCGCCCUGGAUGCGGCCCCCCCACCCCCCCCUGCUCCCCCGGGGGGACCCGGCAGCCCCCCCGCCCCCGCCCCCCCCCAGCUGGAGGAGGAACCCCCUCCCCCCGGGGACAAAGAGGAGGAGCUGGACGAGACGGCCACCAUGCUGGCGGAUUUCAUCGACUGCCCCCCCGACGAUGACAAGGCCCCCGAAACGGCCCUGUAAACCCCCCCCCCCCCAGCCGCCCCCCACUUUCCUGAC